AUGGGAUUGCAGAGCGCCGCAUUGGCAUGGCGUGCUGCUGGUGCUGGAGGUUCUUCGGCUGCAGAAGGUGCUGCUGCCGCGCGUCCCGCAGGUGCUCGUGCUGUGGGUGCUGGAGCUGCUGGGCCUGAGGGUUCUCCUGGAGCUGGUGCUGCUGAGGGUGUUGGCGCUGUGACUACUGCUGGCGGUCCGACUGGCAGUGCUCCUGGUGCUGCUGGAGGUGCUGCUGGAGGUGCUGCUGGAGCGGGUACUCCUCCUGGGGGUACUGGUGCUGUCCCUGCUGUUUCUGGCGUCGCCUCGCGGCCCCGACCGUACUUCGUUCCGCUCCUGCAGCAGGUUCUUGGUCUUACACCUUCUCCUGGUCCUCCUCCGCCUCUCUUAGAGGGUCCACAGCCUGUCCCGUCCCAGUCACAGCUACAGCCUGCCUCCCCUUUGCCUGCUCCUUCUCCCUACGCUGGUCCGACUGGAGGUCUUACUGAGCGUCGUGAGCCUGCGUCUCGUCCUGCGUCGCCUGUUUGUCCUGCACGCACUGGUGGUCGCGGUUCGCGUCAGCGUCCUUCUCCUGUCCCUGGCACGCACAGGAUGUCUCUGCGUCCGUCCACUGCUCCUCUGCGUGCCCCUUUGCCUUCUCCUCCUGAGUCCUCUCUUCCUGCUCUUGCCGACCCGGAGUCGGACUCUCUUCGUGCUGCCAGUCGCACUGUCACGUGUCUCCUUGCUACUGCUGUCACUGACCCUUCCUUCGAGUCUUCUGCUGCGUCUGCCCUUGUCACUGAGCUUCUGGCCUAG
Molecule: messenger RNA, 783 nt
Organism: Closterium sp. NIES-65
Lineage: Eukaryota; Viridiplantae; Streptophyta; Zygnematophyceae; Desmidiales; Closteriaceae
Source: the annotation of a GenBank genome assembly